Molecule: messenger RNA, 4526 nt
Organism: Varroa destructor (honeybee mite)
Lineage: Eukaryota; Metazoa; Arthropoda; Arachnida; Mesostigmata; Varroidae
Gene: Sec3
Product: exocyst complex component Sec3
Biological process (GO): exocytosis; Golgi to plasma membrane transport
Cellular component (GO): exocyst; plasma membrane
Molecular function (GO): phosphatidylinositol-4,5-bisphosphate binding
Source: RefSeq, a predicted model, not a curated record
GCCUUCGGAUGACAACUCCCGUUGGAGUGUUUCAGAGGGUGCUGUGACCAGUAAUGGUGUAUUUAGUUCGGGCUCUCAGGAUUAUGGGUGUAUAAGAUAGAAUCUGUUAUCACUAACUCAGUGGCUUUCGUAGACAGUGAGCUUUGCCAAAAAUGACAACUCACAGUAAACAGGAGCUUCAGACUCAUGUCUUUACGGACGGAGACAAGUGUCGUCUGAUCGACUGCGUUAAAGUUGAGGAGACAAAAAAUCGGAGGAAGAAGUUUUCAUGGCUCGCGUUAAGUAUCGAUGCUAGUUCAAAAGUCCACAUCACUUGGAUUAAAGGAAAAGAUUAUACGAAGAAACAUAAAUGGAAAUUGCAAGAGGUAAAGACAGUUGACCUAUGCCACAAGGAUGGUAAAGAUACGCCAGAGUUUGAAAUGCAUCUUGACAGUCUGUACAAGUGGUCAGCAGUAAGUAUUGCUGAAAGAGAUUCCUUCGUUCGAAGUCUUUACCGCUAUGCUAGAAAACUGCUUCCGGCUAAUGACCCAAUACGAUUCAAAAAUUACCGAAGUGAUCUCUUCGAAGAUCUCCAGAUGAGUGCAGAACUAGCAGCGAAACUGCAAGCUACCGAUGGGUUUGUAUAUUGCUAUGUUUCAUUGUGGAUGGAGAUUUGCAUCAAAGUGUCUCGGUGCGCAUAUCGAUGCAAAUACACACAUAGUUGCAUGAACAUACCACCAACUGAUAUAAAAUAUAAUAGCGCAAAAUUACAAUAUUCUUUUGAGGUGAUAGGCAUUUUCGGCGAUAUUUUAAACAAAUGGUGUGAAAUCUUGCUGUUUGCUGUAGUAAUCAGAUUGAUUGAAGGCCGUUUCAGCAGCAGGCCACUGCUGAUACAACCAUUAUUAAUAUUUGAUAUUUUUGAACCUAGUGGCCGUGAUCUGGAUGUGGCUACCGAGUACCAGGCGCUUUCCGCGAAAGAAGAAUCCGAUUUAGAGACAUUAAUGAUUAAAUAUGAAUUUGCCAUCUCAAACGCUGAGGCGUUCACAGAACAGUUAAACCGCGAACUCUCUAACCUUGACGCAGCAAACGUACACGCAAUUAUGGAGAGCGAACGAAAGGUCCAGAGCUUGAUGGAUAUGUUCGAUACCGUUAUUGGUGAGGUAACCCACUUAGAGGAUCGGCUAGAUGCGUAUGAUGCUCUCCUUCGAGAGGUUCGUGACUCCGUCCUUCGGAUGGAAGAGAAGGAUGCUGUCAUCCACGUGCAAAACGACAAUAUUGAAAGAUUGCGCCAACUUCUCGAAGGCAUCGUCACUCGAAGGGAUCUUAUCCACGAACAUGAGAUGACUUUGCUGGGACCGAAAGACCUCGACACCGAAGAGGGCCUGGCUAGAUGUUUUGAGGCAGCCAUGGCCUUAGAGGAAGCCAUGUCCGUUCCAAUGCAUCCCGCCCUUAGUGAAAUGACGGCGGUAAAAGACCGCAACAACUCGCUCGAAAAUCUCAAAAAAUGUGUUACGAGAUGUCUGUCUCACUAUAUAAACGACCAACUGAUUAAAAUUAGCGUCGACUAUGGAUCGGGCCGGCGUACAAUAGCGGCCGGGGAGCCUGUUCUGCGAAAGCACGAAUUUGUGCAUAAUUCGUUGAAACCAUUCUCCCCAUUGAUGGCAUGGCUGAAACGAAAUGAUGACGUCACAUAUCAAUUUAUUAAGAAUAAUUAUCUCGAUCGCUUUGGACAAAUCUACCAACAGGAAAUCAUUAUAUUUUUUGAGCAAGCUAAUGCCAAACUUCGCUUUGAAGAAUCGCGCAGCGCUAGCGGUAUCCUUGACACCAAGAAGGGGACGCUCGUUUUAAAUGCUCAGGAAGGUGUCGUGAGCACGCCGACGAAACAACGAACCACUUGUCUCUUGGGUAUGGCCAGCGAGUUGUUCUGCGCAGGAGAGGAUGAAGUGGCUCGCCAAAUGUUUGACUUAUUUCUUGAACGUAUUUUGACGUCUCUAGAACCAGCAUACCUAGCUGAACAGCACUUUUGCAUCCAAUUCCUUGAUCUAACAACCCAGAAGGGUACCAGGCUCUAUGGUGCAGAGGGAUUGGGCGUUUUAGAUGGAAGUGCGAUGUCUUCUGGUUCAAGGACGCCGUCGAAAAGUACGUCUGUCGAUGAACUCGAUUCAGUGUCCCGCACAUCAAGUGACGAGAUACUUUCCAGACUCAAGAAACGUGACAGAGAUAUUGGGCAAGAGGUGAGAGAUGUUAUGGCUAAACUAUUUGGAUCGCUUGAGGAUGAGCUAAACAAAUUCGUGGCCGCGUAUGACCAAGUCUACUCGAUGUAUCUAUUGGUCCGGCUUUGUCAUCAUACGAUUCAGACCCAAGACGCGGGGUCGUACCUCUGUAAACUUUAUGGCAUGGCUCUGGUGAACGCUAAGCGAAAUUUUGACCACUACAUGAGCUCACACAUAACCAGUAUCGCUGAGGCAAAACCUCCUCGAAGGAACAAAUGCGGUAUAAUUUCAUUUGUCUCAAACUUUGAAGAGUUCGCUAAUCAGUGUGAAGCUGUCUUUAAAGGGAGCGACAGGAAAGGCGAUUUGCAGAAGUGGUACUCGAAGAUUGUUCACGCAAUUUUCGAUGGGAUUGUUCGUAUAUCUGUAGAACAUGGUCGAACACCACCCGAAGUAGUUCGUAUGGAGAAUUAUCACCACAUGCACGACAGUCUGUAUAAGCUGAAAAUACUUGAAGAUGAUAGAAAAGAGGCUAAAGAAAGAUACAACAAAGCACUCAAGUCCUAUGUGACGAACUACUUUGGGCGUCCCCUCGAGAAGUUGAACGUAUUCUUUGAUGGCGUUCAGGCUCGACUGGAUACCGGAACGAAAAAAUCUGAUGUUUGCUUCAUACAUCAAUAUUCGAAAUCUGAACUACGAAAAGUUAUACACGAGUUUCCCGGCAAGGAAGUAAAGAAAGGACUCGAAGCUUUGUACAAGAAAGUAGAAAAGCAUUUGUCACCUGAAGAAAACCUGCUACAGGUGGUGUGGCGAGACAUGCAGGAUGAAUUCAUCCGGCAGUACAAAGCUAUCCAGACGUUGCUUGAUAGUUGUUAUUCGGGAUCUAUGAUUCAACUCGAGUUCUCCAUCACAGACCUUCUCGAAUACUUUUCCGAUAUAGCGAAACAGCAUUAGUGUUUGGUAGUGAAUAGUUCAGUCAAGUUCACACUACUUGAUUUCUCCAGUGAAAACUUAUUUAUUGUUUACUUAGAACCUUAGUUGUAAUACCCUCAAUAUUCAGACAAAAAACUAAGGGACAAUUAGUCUGACGUUACAGUACGACCUUAAAAAUGUAAGCAUAAUCUAUAAUGCCUGUGAUAAGGUAUUAUAUGAUGAACUGUUAAAUUGAGAGUCGCACCUUGUUUUUCACUCAAAAAUUGAUUACUCAACAAAAUAUGUUAUAGGUAACGUCAGAUACAUAUAGCAGGUUCUAGUACAUAGGUAAAUGCAAAUGGUGGUUCAAUAUUACAGAACCAAAAGAUGGAAUCUACAAACGCUUUUAAAAAAUAUUGCUUCGGCAUGAACGGCGAUCUGGUUGUGAGCCGAUAAAACAGUAGCUCCAUUAUGGACAGGCGUACAAUAUGGCUUAACAAGGCCUACUCAAUAUGCGUUUAUAGAGAAUAUUACUAUGCGUUAAAUGGUACUACUCUGUUGUUUGCAACACUUCUCUGUAUUUUAUUUAACACCUUCGAAUAAUAACUAGCGAUAACUAACACAGAUACCUACUAUAUGGUUUGAGUUCAUGAAAAAUGUGUAGUUGUUGCAGGGAAAAUGUAGGCACAAAACAAGCAAAUGAUGGCCAUACGGUGAUCAUGCUGUACACUUGAACAACUCGCAUAUACAAAACCGUUUGUGAAAAAAGACUCUUUGUAACUUCUAAUGUACCUAUUAGGCUAGCUAGCAUUUUUCCGAGGCUAGCUAGCAUUUUUCCGUUACUUAAAUAAGCUGUAAUCAGCGUUAAGUCACACAGCGCAAACUGUUAUAUGCUACUCUAAAAAUACAAAAUCUGACUAGAAAUAUAGAUACAUAUACAAAUAUUCUAUGACCGACGGCGGUAUACUAGCUAAGAAUAAACUAAUGUUAGUAUAGUCAACUGAAAAAUGUAAAUUAAAUAAGAAAAAUGCAAAUGAAGUAUUUCCAUAUAUAUAUAAUAAUUUUCAAGACUGCCUGGUUAUGGGUAGUGUACAUGGUGUUUUUGAAGACGAUCGAGUUUUACUUUCGAACGUACUAUUCGCAGCAUACUGUGAGGUAAAUUGAGUUGCUAUUCACCCACCUGAAUAAAAAUAUUCAUCUUUUGAGUAACACGUAAAUUACAAGAUUUAUAGAUGUGAGAAAAGAGUGAAUAUUUUCAUAAAUAUUUGCAUAAAAUUCGUGUCUUUAUUUUCAGCAUGUAGCUCUCUAUGUUAGUAUCAGAAUUAAAGUUUUUACUAUUAUUAACAUUAUUAAUACAAAUUGACUUACAAGUAUCGAUCCAUGCUGGUACCCCGCGUUUUCCUUUGACUUUUCGAUUGUGCAAAG